AUAAGGUUGAUACACAUUGGAAGUGUGUUAUUCGAACGUCGUUGUACGAUGUUGAAUUUACAAAGUUAUGGUGAAUCAAGUGAUUCUGAAAAAGAAGAAGUAGAUCUUCAGGAAUUUCAGGCACAUUUGAAACCCAUAGAAAAGAAAGCAGGCUGCACUACAAUAGCACUAAAUGCAGCACCACAAGUUACUCCAAAGGGAGAUGAACACCUUCCCAAGUACCUCCAUCCUACUACAAAAGAAAUAACACACAAUCCCCGAUAUGAGGAACUCUUUACACCAGAGGUAGGACCAGUGAAUCCCUUCAAAACCCAGCAGCAGAGAGCCACCAAGAACAUGCUGUCUGGGUACGCAGAGGAGGCACACAUCAACCACUUCCAGUUUGAGACACAGAGGAGAACUUUUCAGAGUUACGGUUAUGCUAUGGACCCCAGUGUAGAGAGCAGUCUGCAGGGAGAGAAACUGGUUGGAGACGUGGACGCUGCUGAGGGAAAUAAAGGAACAACAGUAUUUGAGGUGUCAAAACAGAGGCCAGGAGAUAAAAGGAAAAAACAGAAGAACAAUGAUCCUUCCGAUAUUGAUGGUUAUUUAGGUCCCUGGGCAAAAUACGAAGAUGAGAAGACUGUGAUGAAGCCAUCAGAGGAAGAGAAAGAAGCAUUGGAUGAAAUCCUUGCAAAGCGUGCCAAGCGUGGGAAAACAGUGGAAGAGAAAAUUGCAGAUGAGAAGACAACAUUACACAUCAAAGAUCCAUAUGAUUACCAAGGUCGUUCUUUCCUGCAUCCACCGAAAGACGUUGGAGUUAAUCUGAAGUCAGAAGAACCGCCAGAGAAGUGUUUUAUUCCGAAGAAACAAAUUCACACCUGGACGGGGCAUACAAAGGGAGUGUCCGCCAUUCGCUGGUUCCCCAAAUAUGCUCACUUAUUAUUAUCCUGCAGUAUGGAUUGUAAAAUCAAGAUCUGGGAAGUGUACAAUGAGAGGAGAUGUAUCAGAACAUACAGUGGACAUAAACAAGCAGUUAGAGAUAUAAGUUUUAACAAUGAUGGCACACACUUCCUCAGUGCUGGCUAUGACAGAUAUUGUAAACUAUGGGACACAGAAACUGGUCAGUGUACGUCCAGGUUUACCAGCCGGAAGGUGCCGUACUGCGUCAAGUUUAACCCAGACGAGGACAAACAGCACCUUUUUGUGGCAGGCACCUCAGACAAGAAAAUUGUUUGUUGGGACACGAGGUCCGGGGAGAUCGUCCAGGAAUAUGACCGCCAUCUUGGAGCUGUGAACACCAUCACAUUUGUUGAUCAGAACAGAAGGUUUGUCACCACCUCAGAUGAUAAAUCUCUCCGGGUCUGGGAAUGGGAUAUCCCAGUGGACUUUAAGUACAUAGCAGACCCAAGUAUGCAUUCUAUGCCUGCUGUGACGCUGUCUCACAACGGCAAGUGGCUGGCGUGUCAAGCUAUGGAUAACAAAGUGGUCAUCUUCAAUGUUCUCAACAGGUUCAAGUACAUGAGAAAGAAGGUUUUCAAGGGACACAUGGUAGCUGGCUAUGCCUGCAGUGUGGACUUCUCACCUGACAUGAGUUAUCUGAUAUCAGGAGAUGCUGAUGGGAAGUUGUUUGUUUGGGACUGGAAGACCACCAAACUGUACAGCAAGUUUAAAGCCCAUGAUGACGUGUGUAUCGCCUGUCUGUGGCACCCCCAUGAGACGUCAAAGGUGGCUACGGCAGGCUGGGAUGGGGUCAUUAAGUACUGGGAUUAAGGAAGGUUUAUACAGGGAUAGCUGGAACAUCUCCCUUUCAAAGUUUGACUGCAGCUGACAAUGCAAUAUGUGUGUAAAGCCUGUCUGUGACUGAGAGUUGGAAAGAUAGGGCAGCAUUCCAAUAUUGCAGCACAAGAUAAAGAGGGUUUACACAAGCAUGACAAGGCCAUCUACCUUCAAUCCUGGAUUGUAACUGUGAUGUUUUGGGUGUAACCUGUCUGAGGCACUCUCAACUGUUGAAAUGCAAAGAAUAGGUGAUUAGUGAAGUACUGAAAUGAAAGAUAUGAAGCUAUAAUGCAGUUAAAUAGGUAAAUAGACACAUGAAGGAAGAUAAAAAGUAGCAGUGUUAUAGUGUCAGCCUUCCUCUCCACCCAGGACAUCUUACUCAUCUUGUAAAGAGAGUGUUCUUAACC
This is a messenger RNA of Lingula anatina, 2165 nucleotides long. RefSeq names its product pre-mRNA-processing factor 17. Gene Ontology annotation, cellular component: catalytic step 2 spliceosome. The record is from RefSeq and is a predicted model, not a curated record. Gene Ontology annotation, molecular function: protein binding; mRNA binding. Gene Ontology annotation, biological process: mRNA splicing, via spliceosome. Lineage: Eukaryota; Metazoa; Brachiopoda; Lingulata; Lingulida; Lingulidae.